AUGAGACUCCUGCCAGAAGAGGAAGAGGCACCAUCUACAUCUGUGCCCACAUUCAGCACUUGGGAGCUCGACUUCUCGUCCAGACCUAUCCUGGACGCCCGUGGCAAGAAACGCUGGGAACUGCUCAUUUGCAGCCCGGAUCGCAGCUGGGUGUACUCCAAGUGGUUCCCAAACAACAGAAUCAACAGCACGCAGCUCAAAGCAGCCCUUCAGGAGAUCAUCGAGGCGGAAGGGGCGGUAAAGCCACAGACAGUCAGAUUUUUCAGGGGCCAGAUGCAGACCAUCAUCUCACGAGCGCUGGCUGACCUGGACAUCAAGCCCGUGCCCAGCAGACGCUGCUUCAGCUUGAUAGGGCUGCUGGAGGAGCGGCUGGAGACGGUAUACAAGCGGGCAGCGGGCUACAGCGACAAGGCGACCAGCCUCUUUACGCUGGACCUGGGGCCGCCGCAGGAUCUGCCGGACGCGCUGCGCGGCGAGUCCUGGCUCUUCGUGCAGCUGCCGCUCGGGCUGCUGCGCGAGGAGCUGCGCGCCGUUGACACUCGGCAGACUUUUGGCGCCAACUUUGCGCUCGCCAGCGCUGGCCUCGCCGACCUGCCCGAUGACACACCCAUCCCCGGUGUGGCGGUGUACAGCCGGAGGGCGGUGCCGCUGGCAGCGUGGACGUCGGGGUUAGAGGUGGCCAAUGUGGCGGCAGACGCUGACCGGGCAUGCCUGGUGUUGGAGACGGGCGUCAACCAGAGGUGGAGAUAUGGCAACUACCAGCGCACCCCGGAAAACACCGCCGAUGCGCGCGCAUGGGAGGCCGCCAAGAUAGCCGCCAGGGGCCUUCACUUCCUGGUGGUUCAGGCAGAUGAGGAGGCGGAUACCAGCGCAGGGCUUUGGUUGCUGCAAGCUCGGGAGCUUCCCAAGAUUUGA
Molecule: messenger RNA, 915 nt
Organism: Coccomyxa subellipsoidea C-169
Lineage: Eukaryota; Viridiplantae; Chlorophyta; Trebouxiophyceae; Coccomyxaceae
Product: PsaB RNA binding protein
Exons: 6
Coding region: 1-915 (304 amino acids)
Molecular function (GO): RNA binding
Source: RefSeq, a predicted model, not a curated record